AAAGGUAUUUAUUAAAUCUCUAAAUUUAGAAAAUUACCCAGAGUUAGAAGCAUGUGGUAUCAGAUUCUUAUGCAAAUUCCCCUUUAAUAAUCCUAAUGCAAGCAACCCUCCAAUCAGAAGAAUGCUGUCCCAUCCCUGAUACCUGAUGCCAGCUUUCUGGUAAUGUAGGCCACUGAAGCAAAUCCAGAGAGAUUGAGUUGGAAGACGGAGGAGCAUCUGAGAUUCAUUUGGUUACUGUGCUACCUCGCUAUCUCUCUCUCUCUCUCCCCCUCUCCCUCCCUCUCUCUCUAGUUGUUGCUUCCACCCAGGAAGAAUUUCAAAAUGGGUUUUAGCUGAGACAUUCCCAGCUGUGUCAAGAGUAAGGAGAAGGGGCACCGUUUAAGAGAGACCAAAAAGCAAGGACCUAAACUGAAGCGGAACAACAAGGAACAUUCAUGAAAGCAUGAGGUGGCUCUUAGACAGCAGCUGGAAGAAAUUUGGACACGCUGACAGAGGAAACUAUGACUGGUUAACUAGUGAGCCAGGUGUCCCAUUGCUGGAAACACAGCUACAGAGUCAGCACAAAACAAGCUCAACCAAAGAAGAUAUUGAACCGUUCUUAUGCAUCAUCCUGCCGGCAACCAUGAUGCUCUUUCUGGCAUUCCUGUUGCUCUUCCUUUACAGACGCUGCCGACGCCGCAACCCUCAGGCUCAGAUCUUCAGCAUUGACCUCCCAGAGUCCCUUCCAGAGCAUGAAGUGACUGACUUUCUCUCAGUGCUGCCCUGGAGCAGUGAGCAGAGUUUUCAUUAUUCCACUCUCCUCCCUGAAACUGCCUUUCUCACUGUAUGCUUGCCUCCGUCAUACGAGGAGGCUACCAUGAAAACCUCAAUGGAAGAGGACCACAUCCAGCUCUUUCAAGAUCCAGUGCCUCCUUACGAAGAGACAAAACAGCAGUAAAACCUAUGGAAAUACCUGUCGCUGCAGCUCUUGUGGUUUAAAAGAAGGGGAGGGAAACUCCAAACAAGGGAAUAGCUACAAUCACAAAGGAAUUUGACUGGUUAAUAUGCUUAAUUAUGCCAU
Molecule: messenger RNA, 1060 nt
Organism: Lacerta agilis (Sand lizard)
Lineage: Eukaryota; Metazoa; Chordata; Lepidosauria; Squamata; Lacertidae
Gene: SMIM28
Product: small integral membrane protein 28
Exons: 2
Coding region: 443-937 (164 amino acids)
Source: RefSeq, a predicted model, not a curated record